AUGCCUGGCAUCGCUGAGAACUGCGACGCGUUCUACCUAAUCUCGUCAGGAGAUCAAUGCGACAGCAUUGCCUCCCGCCAUAGCAUCACUGUUGAUCAGCUGAACAGCUGGAACAGUGAAAUCAACGACAACUGCUCGAACCUCUGGCUCGGAUACUACAUCUGCGUGCACGUCCCCGGCGCAACAACCACUCAACCCCCAAACCCCGGCCCGACAGAGGAUCCCUCAACCCCUACGCUGCAGAUGCCUGGGAUCGUUGAAAACUGCCAGUCAUUCCACCUGAUCGAGAGCGGGGACAGCUGCUGGUCGAUAUACACCGAGGCUGGCAUUACAUUGGCGCAGUUCAGAGUGGAAUACGCAGGUUGAUGCGGCGUGUAGUAACCUGUGGCUUGGGUAUUAUGUUUGUACUGGGGUAUAGAUGGGAUGGGAUGAAUGAUGUCGGAGAAGUCAGUGGUAGAUUAUGAUGACUAUAGUUGCCAGGAGAAUAAGUGGGAUAAUGAUAGAAUGAAUGCUUCGUUACAGUUGGGC
Molecule: messenger RNA, 528 nt
Organism: Aspergillus calidoustus
Lineage: Eukaryota; Fungi; Ascomycota; Eurotiomycetes; Eurotiales; Aspergillaceae
Source: the annotation of a GenBank genome assembly